Molecule: messenger RNA, 1644 nt
Organism: Dioszegia hungarica
Lineage: Eukaryota; Fungi; Basidiomycota; Tremellomycetes; Tremellales; Bulleribasidiaceae
Product: general substrate transporter
Exons: 10
Coding region: 1-1644 (547 amino acids)
Biological process (GO): transmembrane transport; carbohydrate transport
Cellular component (GO): membrane
Molecular function (GO): carbohydrate:proton symporter activity
Source: RefSeq, a predicted model, not a curated record
AUGUCGGCCAUUCGGUCCAAUUCCUACACCCACGAGGAGAAGGAGAAGGAUGAGCACCAUGAGGGGGGUGAGCCCACCUCGCUGGAGAACGUCCAUUUCGCCCAUAUGAGCGCAGAGGAGAGGACAGCCGCCUUCCAGCUGGCGCGCUCCAUCGACCCGGGACCGGCUACCUUCUCCAUGCGGUACCUCACCUUCUUCCUCUCCUGCUUCGUCGCCAUUGUCUGCUCCUGCGACACUGGCUUCGACACCACCAUCAUGUCCUCCGUCAACUCCAUGACCCAGUUCCAGACCUACUUUGGCUUGGUCUCUGCAAGUACAGGCACAGGUAUUCUAUUUGGUAUCUACACCGUCGGUGGGGUUUGUGCUUUCUUCCCCAACAUCUAUCUCCCGGACAAAAUCGGCAGGCGUUACUCGAUGUUCUACGGCAAUGGAUUGCUCAUUAUCGGUGCCCUUAUUUCCGCCAAUGCCAAGUCGUACGAGAUGCUCCUCGGCGGUCGGUGGUUGACCGGGUUUGGCUGCUCUACCGCUGCGCUUGCUGCUAAGCUCUGGCUCAGUGAGAUCGCUCCGGCCUCGUCCCGCGGUCGAUACAUGGGUGUCCUCAACUCCUUCUACUACGUCGGCCAGAUCCUCGCCACUGGUGUCGCCAUUCCCCUUGGCCGAGUCGAUACCGAGUACUCAUGGCGCACUUGCCUAUACCUCCAGCUUGGUCCCGCAGUCAUCAACUGCGCCUUUGUUCUCUUCAUCAAGGAGUCUCCUCGUUGGCUCUACGCUCGUGGCCACCGUGACCGCGCCGUCGACAUCCUCGCCAAGUACCACUCCGCCACCGGUGAUAUCGAAUCCCCCGUCGUCAAGCUCGAGAUCCAGGAGAUUGAGGCCGCCAUCUCGCUCGAGGGUGGUGACCGUCAGUUCUGGAACUUCAAGAAGGUCUUCGACUCCCCCUCCAACCGCUACCGAUUCGGUCUCUGCGCCAUGAUCUCGUGCUGGGGUCAGCUCGCUGGUAACGGUCUCAUCACUUACUUCCUUCCCGUCCUUCUCGGUCUCGCUGGUAUCACCAACCGUGACACCCAGCGUCAGCUCAACUUGGUCAACUCAAUCACCUCCAUGUGCGGUGCUCUCACCGGUUCCGCUGUCGUUGACCACGUCGGGCGCCGCAAGCUCCUCCUCACCGGUCUUACCUGCGCUUGCGUCGGCAUGUUUAUUGUCGGCUCCCUCCUCUCCCCCGCUGGCGAGCAGUCAAAGACGAGAGCGGACGCUGGUAUUUCGUUCAUAUUCCUCUUCAUGGUCUUCUUCUCCUUCGGUAUGACUCCCCUUCAGGGUCUCUACCCCGCUGAGGUCCUCACUUUCGAGAACCGUGCCAAGGGUCUUUCGCUCCAGGCAUGGGUCACCAGCGCUGUCUCGUGCAUCAACACCUUCGGUCUUCCCCCAGCCCUCGGCUCCCUCGGUUACAUUGUGUACUUUAUCUUUGGUGCUUGGGAUAUCGUCGGUGUGGCCACCGUGUACACCUUUGCCGUCGAGACCAAGCAGCUCUCCCUUGAAGAGAUGUCCGAAGUCUUCGAGGCACCCAACCCCAAGAAGCGCUCGUUCGAGCUCGCCGCUGCGGCGCGGGCAAGGGUCAAGAAGGAGAAGGAGCUCGGCCGGGCCUAG